Messenger RNA from Orbicella faveolata, 1844 nucleotides. RefSeq lists its product as uncharacterized. The record is from RefSeq and is a predicted model, not a curated record. NCBI's taxonomy places the organism in Eukaryota, Metazoa, Cnidaria, Anthozoa, Scleractinia, Merulinidae.
GACUGUGGGUAUCGAAAGGACGAACAGCAGUGGAAGAUCUUGUACUAGAGGUACACUACGAAGCAAACCCCUAAUUUUAUCAGUAUUUUAGUGCUCUGUAGUUUCUGAACUCGAAGAUAUCUGAAUUGAGUCAUCUGGGGUUAUUUUGGGGCACUGAAGUUCUCGAUCAACUCCAUCAGAUCAUCUGGCAGCUGAGAGUGUAGAUCGUAGAUCAGUAGAGAUCAUUUUGUACGUUUUGAUUAGAAUGUGAGCUGACUUGGUCAUCAUUGACAUCAUUGGAUGCUACACACAAUGUUGGCAAAUACAAACGACUUUCCCCUUGGACCUCCUCCAAUACAUGAAAUGGCUCAAGAUGUGAACAGCUGCCAUGAUCCACAGAAGAAAGAUAUCAGUGAGACUUCCAAUAAAACAACAGACAAUGUGGAAUUUGACGAUCCUCCACCAUACAAAGAGAAAGAAUCUCCAACACACACUGUUAAUAGCUUCCAGUUUCUUUUUCCACUUAUUACACGUCCCUGGAAAAGAUUCUUUAGUCUGUGUUGGAGAAACCAGUGGAGUAUUUCUGCUGAAAAUUUUGGCCACAACAUGACAUACUAUCAGUUGAACUAUAUAUGGUUGCUACUUAUCCUCGUUGUUGUUUCACUGGUGAUGAUUGACUCUGCAGACUUAAACUUUUGUGUGCUGUGGACAUGCGUUACAGUCAUUCUAAUCUAUGUGCUGAAUGUCAUUGGAUGUUGCCCCAUUGAGUUGUUGGGACGGAAGCUAUCCCUUUCAGAACAGUUAACAGCACUGAUCAUGCUUGAGCUUCCCUUCUAUGGAUUAUUUCCCACUGCUGUCCCUUUUAUAUUUUACAUUGCUCCAUUUGCUUGUUUUGUAAUGGCCCAUGCAUGUUUAACGCCAGUCAACAAGGGUGUAGCAGGGAUUGCUGAAAUUUAUGACAUCUGAUCUGGGAAAUGCAAGAAUAAGUUCUAUUCAAGUCUCCACAAUCAAAGAAGAGAAUGAUAUUUUUACAACUUUGUAGAAACUUCAUAGGAAUAGAAUGGAUACAAUGAAUGGUGUGGAGAGAGGGACUUAAUUAAGUCGUUUUGUAAUGCCAGUGGGUGGUGUAUUGCACUCCAGUGUCCUCUAUCAAGGCUGUGGUCUAAGAAAAUUGUAAGGAGCCCAAAGUUCCCCAACCAUGAAAUCCUGGGUACCCAGCACUUAAUGUUAUAUGAAAAAUGUAAGUUUUUCCAGUCACCCAAAAGCAAAAGUUAGUCACUUGUGACACCAGGGCACUUCUAGAGCACAGCCCCAUCUAUAGCAAUUUAAUCGCAUGGCAUUACAGUUGGGGGUGAUAAUGUAAGGUAAGCUUUAGAAGUCAGGAGUAAAUUGUACACAUUUAUUCAAGAUCUCUCAGUGUUGAAAUUAACUCAGCUUGUUUCCAGUGCAGCAUCAGAGAAAAGAAGAGUAAUAUUUAAGUUGUAUUAAAGGUAGAGGUAAAUCAGUUGUGUUUUCUAAGGUUAGGGUACUUAGCACUGCUAGCAUGUAGAGCCGUUUCAAUCUUUCCUAGGAAAGAUUAAGGUAGCUCUGCUAGCAGGGUAAGAAUAUCUUUAAAAAUUAAAAUUACCUAAAAAGGAAAGAAGUACAUGUAGCUGUGACCAAAACUCUACUGUAGAUAUUUUCCAAUAUUUAUUGGAAAUAUGUUAUCAGUAGUACACUAUAUACACAGUCGAGAAUAUUUUAUUGGUAAAAUUGUAAAUAAGAAAAACAAACUUGUUUUAUUCUUGUAAGGAAAGGUGUAUAUUAGUUUACGCAAUUAAAAAAUAGAAUGAAAAUAAAAUAAUUAUAUUUGUGUGAUGAAUGAA